AUGAUGCUUUCUAUUUUCUCAAUCUUUGACCAACGGCUUCCCGGCAAGACGGCACCCAAAGAAGACCAAAUCUCACCUCACUCCCGCGAUGAUCACGGCAACACCCCCCUCCACCUCAUGGCGAUGAAAGGCCUCAGAGCCGCAGCAGCCCUCCAGAUCGAAAACGGCGCCGACGUCGACGCGACGAACAACGACGGCGACACCCCCCUGCACCUCGCAGCGCGGGCCCGGCGCAGAAAGGUCGCAUCCCUCCUGGUCCGGACCGGGGGCGCCCGCACCGACAUCAGCAACAGCGACGGGGACACACCCCUCCACCUGGUGGCCGCGACGGGGCAGGUCGGCAUCGCCGCGCUGCUGCUGGCGGCGGAGGACAGGGACAGUGGCGGGGUCGGGAGGAAGAAUAAUCGGGGGAAUACGCCGCUGCACGUUGCCGCGCGGGCGGUGCAGGAUCACAUGUACACGUUCCUGCUGAGCCGCGGCGGCAGGUGGGAUGUGAGGAAUGGGGAUGGGGAGACUCCGAGGAGGCUCUACGGGUUCUGA
Molecule: messenger RNA, 540 nt
Organism: Clonostachys rhizophaga
Lineage: Eukaryota; Fungi; Ascomycota; Sordariomycetes; Hypocreales; Bionectriaceae
Source: the annotation of a GenBank genome assembly